Messenger RNA from Bactrocera latifrons, 2052 nucleotides. Its product is annotated as gastrula zinc finger protein XlCGF26.1-like. The transcript is spliced from 4 exons. Bases 317 to 1948 code for a protein of 543 amino acids. Gene Ontology annotation, molecular function: zinc ion binding; RNA polymerase II cis-regulatory region sequence-specific DNA binding; DNA-binding transcription factor activity, RNA polymerase II-specific. The record is from RefSeq and is a predicted model, not a curated record. Gene Ontology annotation, biological process: regulation of DNA-templated transcription. Lineage: Eukaryota; Metazoa; Arthropoda; Insecta; Diptera; Tephritidae. Gene Ontology annotation, cellular component: nucleus.
GCGCUUAUAAUGAAAACAUUAUGUCAAAUCCGGUAUAGUAUAAUCAGCUGUCGUGGAAAUCAUCAGAUUUCGACGAUACUCGACACCAAAGACACCUGGCCAAUUACACCGAUAAAUGCUUGCAUUCAAAUGUUUYCUUUUACAAACCUAUCGAUAUAUUUUCAAUCUUACUAUUUGAGCCAUCGAUAAGGUUGCAUCACCCUGUUUAACGUUGAUGAUAUUAAUAACAAUUUUUUAACAAGUGGGACCACUGGCAUGUUGUAAACAAAUUGUUUUGUAGAAGUUUAUUAUUCUAUUUAAGACAAAAUAUAUUAAAAUGUUUAAUGAGACUUGUUGUUUACUAUGCUUGGAAAGUUCAAGGAAUCAAAUAGAUUUGAACUGCAAAGAAGGUAUCGGUUUGAAUGGACGAGAAGUGAUUGAACUGCAUUUUAAGGAGGAGUUGGAUAUGAUGUCUCAAAUUGAAAUAAAAUUCAUUUGUCAAAAAUGUUGGGAUUUAGUAGAAACAUUUCAUAAAUUUUAUGAACAUGUGAAGCAAGUGCACCAGGAAGCGGCGAGCACAUUGAAAAGCGUGACUUUAGAAGACGAAAUCUUAGAAAUAAAAGAAGAAAUCAUAAAUAAUGACGACGCACAAGUUGAACCAAGACGUCGUAGGGGACGUCCCAAACGGCAAAGAGGACCUGAAACUGUCGGAGUCCUUUGUGAGCCUCCCAUUCCACUGAAGGAAYGUCAAGUAAAAAUUGAAGAACUAAUAUUACCCGCCUCCAUGAGUCCCAAAGAUAUAUGUAAUCAAACUGAAAUUGUUUCCGAAGCAUUAGAGGUUAAAGAUGAGUCCUUGCUCGAAAAAUGUAUGGAUAAUUCUAUAUCGACAUUUAGUUCAGACUACGAAGAAUCUGAGAGUGCGAAUGAAGAAGAUAAACAAAUAAAAAGAAAAUCUUGUAAAAUAAAUAAAAGAAAAGGCGUAAAUAAAAAAACUGCGGAAUCGGAUGAAUAUAUAGCAAAGAAAAACUUUAAAUUUACUUGUUGCAUUUGUCAAACUUCAUUGGAAAACUUCAAACAUUUAAAAAGUCAUUUUCGUGAAGAACAUCAAACGAGUGGUUAUGUGCUAUGUUGUGGUAAAAAAUUACCUGAACGUGGUUUGUUAAUUGAUCAUAUUCAUUUGCAUGAAGAUCCUGACUAUUUCAAAUGUAUACAUUGCGGAAAGCGAAUGUCGGAGAGACGUAGCCUUGAUCUUCAUCUUCAGUAUGCGCAUGGAAAUCGGGAACGAGUACAUCGUUGUUCAAUUUGUUCUAAAGGAUUUUUCCGAGCAUCUUGUUUAAAACAACAUUAUAAUAUUCACGUUACAGAAGAUCAAAAAACGGUACCGUGUUUAGAAUGUGGUAAAACCUUCCCAGACGAUGUUGAAUUACGAAAACACAUGCGUCUAACCCAUUUGAAUGUUUAUGUAAAAAUAUGUGAUAUUUGUGGUAUAUCGAUAAAGGGGCGCGAUGCUCUGGAACGGCAUCAGGCCGAGCAUGCUGGUGUGCCACGAAAACUAAUAAAAUGUGAUCUAUGUGAUGCUGCGCUCACUACAAAAUAUGGCCUAGCACGUCAUAUGAAAACUAUGCAUACGGAAGAGUAUCAGACGCCACAGGUCUGCCCAAUGUGUUCUAAAGUGUCACCGUCUCUUCAGGCUCAUCGUAACCAUAUAAAAUAUAUGCAUUCUUUACAAAGGAAACAUGUAUGCAAAUUAUGCGAUAAGGCCUUUAAGCGGCUUACCGAUUUCAAAGAGCACAUGGCCACCCAUACCGGAGAAGCUUUAUAUACCUGUAGUUUUUGUCCACAAACUUUCAAAUCUAAUGCCAAUAUGUACUCUCAUCGAAAGAAGAAACAUGCUAAGGAGUGGGCAGAACAAUGCGCGUUGAAGAAAAGCUUAGCGGUACCUUUGAAGCAACCUGUCGUAACUGACUAAUAAAAAAAUCUAUGAGACCAUAUUUAGGGUUGAUAUAAGUAAUUUGAAGGCGUCAUUAAUAUCCAUUUCUCUGAAGCAAAUAAAUAAAUAAUAUUUAAUCGAAA